Hibiscus syriacus is the source of this 895-nucleotide messenger RNA. RefSeq names its product 40S ribosomal protein S8-like. The transcript has 5 exons. The coding region runs from base 91 to 753 and encodes 220 amino acids. The record is from RefSeq and is a predicted model, not a curated record. Gene Ontology annotation, biological process: maturation of SSU-rRNA from tricistronic rRNA transcript (SSU-rRNA, 5.8S rRNA, LSU-rRNA); translation. Gene Ontology annotation, molecular function: structural constituent of ribosome. Gene Ontology annotation, cellular component: cytosolic small ribosomal subunit; ribosome. Lineage: Eukaryota; Viridiplantae; Streptophyta; Magnoliopsida; Malvales; Malvaceae.
AGUCUCCACUGAGACUCCUCCGCCUCCUUGCUUAACACAAAAAUAAAAAAAACCCCAAGGAAGCAUAGAACUUUCUUUUGUUCAGCCAAAAUGGGUAUUUCUCGUGAUUCAAUGCACAAGAGGCGUGCCACUGGUGGAAAGAAGAAGGCUUGGAGGAAGAAGAGAAAGUAUGAGCUUGGAAGGCAACCUGCAAACACAAAACUGUCUAGCAACAAGACAGUCAGGAGGAUUAGGGUUCGUGGCGGAAAUGUUAAGUGGCGUGCACUGAGGCUUGAUACUGGGAACUACUCAUGGGGAAGUGAGUCGGUGACCCGGAAGACCAGAAUCUUGGAUGUUGUGUACAAUGCAUCCAACAAUGAGCUUGUCCGUACUCAAACUCUGGUGAAGAGUGCUAUUGUUCAAGUUGAUGCUGCUCCCUUCAAGCAGUGGUAUCUCCAGCACUAUGGUGUUGACAUUGGUCGCAAGAAGAAACCAGCGGCUGCUUCAGCUGCCAAGAAAGAAGGAGAGGAAGCUGAAACUGCUACUGAAGAGGUGAAGAAGAGCAACCAUGUCUUGAGGAAGCUGGAUAAACGUCAGCAGAAUCGCCAGCUUGAUCCUCACAUUGAGGAGCAAUUUGGCAGUGGCCGUUUGUUGGCUUGCAUCUCUUCACGGCCAGGUCAAUGUGGCCGUGCUGAUGGGCAUAUUUUGGAGGGCAAAGAGCUGGAGUUCUACAUGAAGAAGAUCCAGAGAAAGAAGGGGAAGGGGGCUGCCUAAAUUUUUCCUACUUUUCAUCUUCCUAGCAAAAUGCUGCCCAUUUUUUGCUUUAUUUAACAUUUUCAGAACAUUUAAAAGUGUGGUGGCAUUGAACAUUUAAUUUGAAUCUUUGCUAUUCAACAGCACUAUUGUUGUAUUUGAA